AUGGACCAGAAGCCGACCUCCAGGAAAGGGCCAGAUUUCUGCUCACUGCGCUACGGGCUGGCUCUCAUCAUGCAUUUCUCAAACUUCACCAUGAUAACCCAGCGGGUCAGUCUGAGCAUCGCCAUCAUCGCCAUGGUGAAUGGCACCCAGCAGCAUGGUCCAUCCAAUGCCUCCACCCAGGGGCCUCUGGCAGACACCCUCCACAACCCAGGCAGAUCCGCCAGGGAAUUUAAUACUAGGGCCUCUGUGUAUCAGUGGAGCCCAGAGACUCAGGGCAUCAUCUUUAGCUCCAUCAGCUACGGGAUCAUCCUGACUCUGAUCCCAAGUGGAUAUUUGGCGGGGAUCUUUGGAGCAAAGCAGAUGCUGGGUGCCGGUUUGCUCAUCUCUUCCCUUCUCACCCUCUUCACCCCGCUGGCUGCUGAUGUCGGAGUGAUCCUGGUUAUUGUGGUCCGGACAGUCCAGGGCAUGGCCCAGGGAAUGGCUUGGACAGGCCAGUUCACAAUCUGGGCCAAGUGGGCUCCUCCACUGGAACGAAGCAAGCUCACCAGCAUUGCGGGCUCCGGGGCAGCGUUUGGAUCCUUCUUCAUCCUCUGUGUCGGGGGAUUGAUCUCCCAGGCACUGGGCUGGCCUUUUAUCUUCUACAUCUUUGGUAGCAUUGGCUGUGUCUGCUGUCUCCUGUGGUUCACGGUGAUUUAUGAUGACCCUACGCAUCACCCGUGCAUAAGUGCCAGGGAAAAGGAGCACAUUGUGUCCUCUCUGGCCCAGCAGCCCAGUUCUCCUAGACGAUCUGUCCCCAUAAAGGCUAUGGUCAGAUGCCUGCCGCUUUGGGCCAUUUUCACGGGAUUUUUCAGCCAUUUCUGGCUGUGCACCAUCAUCCUAACGUACCUGCCAACCUACAUCAGCACUGUGCUCCAUGUCAACAUCAGAGAGAGUGGGGUUCUGUCCUCCCUGCCCUUUAUUGCAGCCUCAAGCUGUACAAUUUUAGGAGGUCAGUUGGCAGAUUUCCUUCUGUCCAGGAAACUCCUCAGCCUCAUUGCCGUGCGGAAACUCUUCUCGUCCCUGGGGCUCCUCCUUCCAUCACUGUGUGCGGUGGCCCUGCCCUUCGUGGCCUCCAGUUACACCAUGACCAUCGCUUUGCUGAUACUCAUUCCUGGGACCAGCAACCUGUGUGACUCGGGCUUCAUCAUCAACACCCUGGAUAUUGCCCCCAGAUACGCAAGCUUCCUCAUGGGGAUCUCAAGGGGAUUCGGCCUUAUUGCAGGAAUUGUCUCCUCCACGGCCACCGGAUUCCUUAUCAGUCAGGAUUCUGAGUCUGGAUGGAAGAAUGUAUUUUUCUUGUCUGCUGCGGUCAACAUGUUUGGUCUGAUCUUUUACCUCACAUUUGGACGAGCAGAAAUCCAGGAGUGGGCCAAAGAAAGAACUCUCACUCGCCUCUGAGGAAGUGGAGCUGCACACUUAACUGUAGUACUGACUCUUGGCUUUUUGACAUUUUUUACUUAUCACCAUUCUUUCUUUACAUUCCUGACCAUAGAC
This is a messenger RNA of Marmota flaviventris (yellow-bellied marmot), 1533 nucleotides long. It is a transcript of the gene Slc17a2, whose product is annotated as solute carrier family 17 member 2. Gene Ontology annotation, cellular component: apical plasma membrane. Lineage: Eukaryota; Metazoa; Chordata; Mammalia; Rodentia; Sciuridae. Gene Ontology annotation, molecular function: transmembrane transporter activity. Gene Ontology annotation, biological process: monoatomic anion transport; transmembrane transport. The record is from RefSeq and is a predicted model, not a curated record.